UUGCAAUCAUAUAAACUGAGCCAAAACUUUAUUUCGUUUAGAAACGGAAGACAUGGGAGACGAAGGUAAGAUUCCUGUUCUCAUUUUACAAAAACCUCUUGACAGAGAGAAAAGCGCAAGGCAUAAUCUAAUUUUAACUGCGACAGACGGUGGCAAGCCACAGAAAUCAGCUACUGUGAAUGUUACAAUUAUUGUGUCAGAUGUUAAUGAUAAUACUCCCGUCUGUGAUAAACAAAAAUACACAGUGACUGUGAAAGAAAAUGCCCCCGAAGGUACAUUUCUGCUCCGCGUUCAUGCUUCAGAUUCAGAUGAAGGACUAAACGGAGAUAUUGAAUACUCUUUACGGAACAAGUUCAGGAACGGAGCAUCUGAGGUUUUUGAUUUAGAUAGUUUGACGGGGGAAUUAAAGAUAAAAGGUGGGCUAAAUUUUGAGGAAAGGCAGGUUUAUGAACUAAAGAUACUGGCUGCGGAUAGGGGAGCCGUGUCUUUGUCUACACACUGUAAUGUGGUUGUAAAUGUUGAGGAUGUCAACGACAACCGGCCUGAGAUUGACGUCACUUCAGUAUCCAGCCACAUUCCCGAGGAUGCGCCUCCUGGGACUGUCGUAGCUUUGAUGGGGGUUACAGACCUGGAUUCAGGUAUGAACGGAAAGAUAGUUUGCGCUCUGCCUAAGGAUAUACCUUUUGACCUCAAGCCGUCGCCUGAUGGAAACUUUUAUUCUUUGGUAACUAAAGAAUACAUUGACAAAGAAUCGAAAUCGUCUUAUGAUAUCUAUAACAGCCAAAGAUUUAGGAACUCCGUCGUUAACAUCAACAAGAUCCAUUCACGUCGAUGUAACUGAUGUUAACGACAACAGCCCCACAUUUGCUCAAAACCCAUAUACAUUCUACGUGGUUGAAAACAACAAACCAGGAA
Molecule: messenger RNA, 915 nt
Organism: Cyprinus carpio (common carp)
Lineage: Eukaryota; Metazoa; Chordata; Actinopteri; Cypriniformes; Cyprinidae
Product: protocadherin gamma-A7-like
Exons: 1
Coding region: 53-841 (262 amino acids)
Biological process (GO): homophilic cell-cell adhesion
Cellular component (GO): plasma membrane
Molecular function (GO): calcium ion binding
Source: RefSeq, a predicted model, not a curated record